This is a messenger RNA of Nelumbo nucifera (sacred lotus), 1051 nucleotides long. Its product is annotated as adenine phosphoribosyltransferase-like protein, putative (DUF2358). The record is from RefSeq and is a predicted model, not a curated record. Lineage: Eukaryota; Viridiplantae; Streptophyta; Magnoliopsida; Proteales; Nelumbonaceae.
AAUCUUCCUCCAACGAACAAGGAACGUGCGAAGGGAAAUGGCGGCAAUCUGCUGCGUCUACGCGCUUCAGACUUUAUAUCACAGCAGAGUCGGGAACCUGAACCUCCGUUGCUGCUCCAGUGCAAAGGAUAAGAGGGAAACGCCACGGUGGUUAAAGGUUGCAGUUAGUGGAGUUACAGAGAUUCUACGGAUUUUUGCUCCAGGAAAAGAGAGAUCAAAUAGGAUGGAUUACACAAAGAAGGAUGAACUUUCUAUCUACAGUGUAGAUGAUGUUCUCAUGAUCCUUAAAUCUGAUUAUGAGAAUGCUUAUUUUGUUACGGGGGAUUUCACUUCUGCAAUCUAUGCUGAAGAUUGUAUCUUUGAAGAUCCGACUAUUAAGUUCACAGGUAAGGAUUUGUAUGCACGCAACUUGAAAUUGCUUGUUCCUUUCUUUGAUCAUCCAUCAAUUGUACUACAAAAGAUUGAGAAGGGUUUUAAAUAUGAGUCGAAUUUUGUAUUGGCAACAUGGAAACUAAGGACCUACUUGAAACUUCCUUGGAGACCCCUUAUUUCAAUAGAAGGAAAUACAGUCUACGAUUUAAAUGCUGAUUUCAAAAUUGUUAGACAUGUUGAGAGUUGGAAUGUGUCCGCACUUCAAGCAGUUGGACAAAUAUUUACUCCUAGUUUUGGAAGGCAUGGAGAGUGAAUACUAUUCUGCAAAAAAGUUGUAUAAUGGUAUGUUAUAAUGGGAUCUAGAAUGAAACACUACUGAACUGUGCCUUAAUCACAACUUUUUGGGGUUGUCUACAGAAAUCCUUUCCUGCCAUUGUUCUCUAAGAUCUAGAGUGAAAUGCUGGGGUAAUGUCUGUUACCACCUUUACUGCAUGUAGCACUUGGAGCUGGGUCUUUCACGGUUUCACCCAUUGUUUGUAAAUUCUAAUUGGUAGUUUUAGCAACCUGUAAAUUAUGUAAUCCUCAAAUUCAUCGGAAACUGACGUAUACAAAAAUGACUAGAUCAAGUGUACUGGCCUUUCACUGUGAUAGAUAAGCUAUUUAUGUUUCUUGUUUUUUC